Messenger RNA from Cyanidioschyzon merolae strain 10D, 1404 nucleotides. RefSeq lists its product as hypothetical. The coding region runs from base 1 to 1404 and encodes 467 amino acids. The record is from RefSeq and is a predicted model, not a curated record. NCBI's taxonomy places the organism in Eukaryota, Rhodophyta, Bangiophyceae, Cyanidiales, Cyanidiaceae. The transcript has a single exon.
AUGGGAACAAGAAAGAUGACCGUGGACGAGCAGGCCUCGCCCAGAGGCACCAACGGGUUCGAGGGCAGCGACGGCGAGGCUGGCAGUGCGCACCCGCCGAGGUCACCGCUGGGGCGCCUCGUGGCCUCUUUCGCGAGCUAUGUCGGCGCUGGGAGUCGCUCUGCCGUUGUCGACGCCUGGGAUAGUGCGAAUCGAGCCCGCCCGGUGAUAACGUACGGUGAUAUCGUUCCAAGCGAACCGGAGGCGGAUAGCCUCGAUCAGGACGCGUGGUUUUCGGAGGCCACCGGCAGCAAGUCUGCGGAGCCAGAACGAGAUACAUACGUGCAAGGCAGCGAUGUAGGCCGUGCAUCGCGUUCGCUUGGGCAACGCAGGGGUACGACUGACCCGACGGUACCCGGGAGCCGGGGCACCGUUUCACAGACCCGUGGCGCCUCUGCGAUGGGAAACACAGCCGUAAGAACCCUUGCUGCCGGGGGGCCUGCGUCUGAGGACGGCUGCCCUGCGCUUCACGGCACGUCUGGUGAGCGUCCUCGGCCGUCGGUUGACUCGGGGCACGCCAUGAUCGACCUUGAAGAGCUCGGGAUCAUCCCGUCAGGCAGUGUGCCGUAUCAGGGGCUUCAGCGCCGGCUCUCGGGCUCUAAUGAUAUCAACCGCAGAUCCCGGACGUUUGCGCAUGGCCCAGAACGUAACGAGGUCGACUCAGAUGGCAGUAUCGUGCUGAGUCAGAGUGCACCCGCUGCGCCCAGUGAGGGUUUACGGAAUGCGCUCGCCGAGACGAACACGAGCCGUACAUCAGGCGACCGCGAUAGCGGUCAACGCGGCAGGACACAAGCGCCUGUCGUCUCGCCAUCCCUCGUUUGGAGGAAACUCGAACAGUACCUCGGCCAGCGAUCGCCGAGAAGCUCUCCGAGUCACGAUCCUGGCACUGGAUCAGAGUUAUCGCACGCGUCUAUUCGAGGCAACGUCGCGGAGGGUAGUCUAUCGGAGCCGACAGCGGCGGCAGGUCACGUCUAUUGUGCAGACUCCGGCCUUGAAGAGCAUCAAACAGACCAGGACUUUGCCCGGUGGUCUACAGACGUCCAGCCAGACGCUGGAAGAUCGCCUGAUCGCCGAGCAGUUUUGCCGAUUACCCCAGUGACACCGCCUAUCGAUAUCGCGCUGAGCAAACACCCGCAAACAUACGCGGAGGCUGUUGGCUCAGAGAUUGCUGCCGAGCUCGCCGCCUCGCAUGCUCGCCUCCAUAGUGGUGCCCAAAUACCUAGCAACCGAGCUCCGAAAACUGCACCAGAGGCUCCAAAAAGCAUGAAAGAGACCGAGUCUGUGAGUCGACGCAGCCAUAUGCAGCGUGCUGCAAAAGCAACGGAACAGUAUCGGGACCUGUGGUUGUACUCGACGGGCAUAUAG